AUAUGUUACCUCGAAGUGUGUUUACUGAUAAUCAUCAUCGACAUGUAUACUCUACUGUGUCUUGAUAAAAAUCAAUGUACAUACGAAAUUGAAACUCGUCCGGGGAUAUUGUGCCCGGUGGCAGGAGAGGCCUUGAGACGCGUGGGUCUGACACGUCCGCGUGGUCCCAUUGACAGUCAGUCGGCGGCUUUAGUCUUAAGUGUCAGCACGGAUGUGUCCCUGCGUCACCAAUCGGGAAAUGCAUUUUCGCGAGCACCGGUAAUUCGAAAGCGCGAUUAUGCCAUCACGCUACCAUGGAAUAUUUAUCUUGUAUAUCGCUACGAUAGCUGGAGCAUCAUUUCCGCCGGUGGGGAGAUGGUGCUCUAUCUACCGCACGCUAGGCUGCGUUAGCAUGUUAUUCACCUUGCCGGAGAUCACGCACCAAUGGUCGCUCUUAGGGCUGAAUCCCUGGUCGAAUCAUAUAAGGGGUAAACCGACGUCUAAUGAGCCUCUUGAACGUGACCCGACUCGAUCUUCCAGGGUGCUGAACUUCUUUCCCGUUCCGGUCGAGGAAGAGUGCCUGUCCGAGGACAAACGACGUCAGGGAAUAUGCAUGAACACAUAUGAGUGUCGCUUCCAGCACGGACAAUCUCACGGACCGUGCGCUCUCGGUUUCGGCGUGUGCUGCAUAUUCACGGCAAGCUGCGACAAUGAAGUACGGAAUAAUCUGACCUACGUGACCAGUCCUGGUUUUCCCAACCUCAUCGACCGGCCUAUGAACUGCACGGUGGUUAUACGAAAGAUCGAUACGGAGCCAGUCAGCCAGUUGAGGAUCGACUUUCACCAUUUUCACAUUGGUCCGCCAAAUUCCAUGACCGGCGUGUGCGACGAGGAUGUUAUGGAAAUUAGCAAUGGCAAGUCAAAGUUCGAGCUGUGCGGAUGGAACAGCGGGCAGCAUAUAUACGUGGACAUGGGCGAAGGUGACGAACCAGUCAUUCUGCACUUCCGGCUGCCGGGCGGACUGCAGUCACGAAUAUGGGAGAUGCGGGUGACGCAGCUGGGCUUCGAGCAACGCGCGCCAGUAGGAUGUCUCCAAUAUUUUCGCUCGUCCAACGGCAUUCUGAGGACAUUCAAUUACCUGCCGAACGGCAGAUACCUCGCCGAACACGAUUACCUAUUAUGUAUACGUCAGGAGAGAGACAUGUGCGGUAUCUCUUAUCAGCCCUGCACGCAGCACUCUUUUCGGAUAGGUCCCGAUAGGUCUCCAGAUACGUCCAACACGACCAACAAUGCGGUCCCCACGACGGUCGCGCCGAACACCGGAAAUGUCUCGGCUGUCAGUGAGAAUGCCCCUUCUGGAAACAGUUCCGGCACGGACGUCAUCGAGGGAUCUGGAGCGGGAUCACCCGAGCAGGAAAUGGUUUUUAUCUCCAGCGUGAAUUUGGUAACUUCUAUCCACUUGGAAAGACGGUGCAGGGACAGGAUACUUAUUCCUUGCGACUUUGAAGAAUUUAUUACACCGGGAAACAACAUGGCAGGUAUCUGCAAUUUGGAGCGUUGCGGCAGUUCGCUGUGCGGUCCAAGCGAACUCGAUCUGGAGGGUAACUGCCGAGUGGAAACUUGGACUACCCCCUUUCGCAUAAGGGUGGCGUUCGGCCCGGGUAGUAAUAUGAACGGCACAUUGGAAGAGAAUGCCGGCAUGUGUCUCAUGUACCAUCAGUUACCUUGUGUGGCUUGAGCGUUAUAAUUAUCCCACUCUCCGCAAGACGUACAAAGCGCAAAGCGGAACGCUAGACGGCCUAUAAAUGCGGAGACAACGUCACGAACACGAGGAGGAAGCGUCAUCGACUGCAUCUGUACUGUCUGCAACGCCGUUUCUGCGGUAUAUUGUGCAUAUUACGCGACGUCGCCAACGUAAAUAUAGGAAAAUAUUUUCGAAUGGAAUAAAAGGAGGCUUCCGCUCGUUUCGAUCCUGCGCGUUUAUUCGUUCGCUCGUUCGCUCGGCUUACGACGGAUUGAUGGACGCGGGAUUAUAGGAGAGAAAUUAUGGGAUAUAUUGCCAGGUGAAGGUACGGUGCUGUAAAGUCAAUUAAUACCGCACAAAAAAGUCAAAGAGUCAAAUAGUCUUUAUUUACAAAUGAACUAGCUUAAAUCGUAAACGCAGCGCACAACUCUCGAUAUAGUGAUAUAUAUAUACAUAUAUAUAUAUAUAUAUAUAUAUA
Pogonomyrmex barbatus (red harvester ant) is the source of this 2201-nucleotide messenger RNA. RefSeq lists its product as uncharacterized. The record is from RefSeq and is a predicted model, not a curated record. NCBI's taxonomy places the organism in Eukaryota, Metazoa, Arthropoda, Insecta, Hymenoptera, Formicidae.